AUGUGUGAUGAUCUAUUAAAUACUGGAAAUGAAGAUGUUUCAACUUCAUAUUAUAAUAAUCCUCAAUUAGUAUGUAUUGAAAGAACCAUUCAAAAAUUGGAAAAUAGUAUUAAUUGGGAUGACUAUGAUUCUCCAAAUGAAGAUCUCACUAGUGAAAUUGAAAAAGCAUCAAAAGCUUUUAGAUCAGAUAAUAGUGUUCAAAAAACAUUAUUUAUAUCAAAAUUAAAACAUCUUUCUGCUGAGGAUCCAGAGUUAUUUGUUUCAAUAUUACUACCUGCUCUUCAGGAUUUGUUGGAUAAAGAUUUUAAUCGUGAUAUACAUGAAAGUAUAGCAUUAUCAUUAUCCUCAAUAGUACAAGAUGAAUUUGCCAUCUCACCAGAUAUUUUAAUAUCACCAAUAUGUAAAUUUCUUUUAGACAAUUCUAUUCCAUCAAGAGAUAAUGCACAAGUUAGAUUAAUGAUUGAAGAAUUUUUAAAAUGUAUGCCUAAAACUAAUGAAAUUUUUAUCGAUAAUUAUGUUCUACCAUUUAUUCUUAAGUAUAGUAAACCAAAUGAAAAAAUUUUUAGGCGUAUGAUAUGUGCUAGAAUAUUUAAUCAAAUUAAAAUUGAACACUGUUGUUCUAGUAAUCUUCCAAGUGAAAAAAUUCAAUCAGUUAUAUUGCAAUUGUGUCAAGAUAGUAAUCAGAAUGUUAGACAAGAAAUGGCUGCUAAUAUACAACAAGUAGCUGAAUGCUAUUCACAUGAUGGGUUUAAAGAAAAUGAUUGGGAAAUAAUUUUAAAAUUAUUUAAAGAUGAAAUUGUUGAUAUUAAAUGUGCGGCAUUAAGACAAUUUUAUAUUAUAAAACCAUUAUUAAAAAAGAAUCAAUUAAUGUCAUGUUAUGAACCAUUAAUAAAAAGAGCUGUAAAUGAAUCAUUAUUAACAAAAGAUGAUACAUUAAUGGUUGUGGCUGAUCAAAUUGGUGUAUGGUUUGGAAUGUUUGAAAGUGUUAUGAAUGAAAAAGAAGCUAAAUGGUUUUAUAAUGCUUUUCAAAAUUUAUUUUCAAUGGCAAUGAAAAAGGCAUCUGGUAAAGUAAUAGAAGAUGGUGAAGAAUUACCAAAAGAUCAAAAAAUGUUACAACUUGUUAUAAAAAAUUAUCCAUAUUUUUUUACAUAUUGUUAUGAAAUGGAUGGUGGUGUAUCAAUUGAAAAUAAUUUAGAUAAAGUUAUUGGACUUGCUGAUUCAUCUACUGCUAAAAUAAUAGGAUCAUUUAUAUUUUUAUUAUAUAAUAAUAAAUCAAAUACAAAUUUGAUUUAUAAAAUAUGUAUGCAAUUACUACAAAAACGUUACAAAUCAUCAGUUGUUGCUGAUUUAUUUAAUCCACCAUAUAAUAUGUGGAGAAAAUUAUAUGAAGAAUCUAUUGCUGAUGAUGAAGAAAAAAUUAAAAAAUUUUGGGAUGCUAUUUCAUAUACAAUGGAAGAAUUUGGUAAAUCAUUUCAACAUAGAAAUCCAGUAAAUUUAUUAAGACAUAUAGAUGAAAUUAUAUCACCACAUAUCAAAGAACAAUAUAUUAGUAUUAUAUUAAAAUCAUUAAAAAAUAUGAUUAUAAAUGGUAAUGGUCUUCCUGUAAAACAAAAAGCUGGUGAAACAUUAAUAAAAACUUUAGGUGUUACAAGAUCUAUUGAAGAAAGAGAUAAUGUUGUAUCAUUUUUAAAAAUAAAUUUGAUAUCACAUAAAAAUUUUUAUAGAAGACGUUUAGCAAUGUAUAUUUUGCCAUGUAUUUUACAUUAUUUUAGUAUUCAAUUUAUUGACAAAUAUUUUUUGAAAGAUUAUUUAGAAUUAGCAAAAGAUGAUGUUGAAAUUAUUAAACAUUUAUUAGCACAAUCAUUUUUGUCAAUGAAAAGGUACUUAUCACUUCCGAGUCAUGAACUAGUAUUACAAGCGAUUGAAGGAGCGCAAAGAAAGAUGUUAGAAAGUGAAAUAAAAGAUGAAUUAAAAGAAGAUUUUAUGAAUUUAGCACUUAAGUUGUCUAGAGCUGAAAGUUGUGAAUCGGAUGUUAAAGAAAAAGAAAAAUUAGAGAGAGAAAAAUUACUAUGGAAAGAAGAAAAUAAUUAUGAGAGUAAUAAAAUGAAUGUUGAUUCAGUUAUUAUAGUAUCAAAUGACAACGAAAAAAUUAAAAAAACUUGGAAUACAAAAGAAAUUACUAAAAGUAAUAAACAGAGAGGUCGUUGUAUUAUAACUGUUACUGAUCAUAAAAUAGCAAAAGAAAAAGCAUCUGCAAGUGAAUUUAAACAAUCACGUCUUCCAAUACCAAUAUGUAGAUCAAGUUCAUAUGGAGCAGUUAUAUUAAAAAGUAAAGAAUCACUAUCACUACAAGAUAAAAAAAUGAAAUAUGAUUUUAAAGAUAUUAAAACACCAAAAGAAUUAAUUUAUUCUCAUAAUGUUAAACAUCUAACAGUAGAAAAUAUUAAACCACGUUCAUUUAGUAGUGAACCAAAAAAUAAUGAUAAAAAAUAUAAAACCGCAAAAAUAGUAGUAAAAAAUGCUAAUACAGGUAUUAAAAAAGAAAAUUCAACAAAUCAUAUUAAUCAAGAUUCUGGAUAUGAUGAAGAUACAUCAAUUGCAUCAAAUUCUUUUGAUGAUGCAAUAACAUUAACUUUUGGAUUACAUAAAGUUAGCAGUUGUAGUGAAAUUGCAAAAAAACCUUCACAAUGUAUGCUUAAAAUAAAGCAAACAUCAUCAUAA
This is a messenger RNA of Strongyloides ratti, 2721 nucleotides long. RefSeq names its product Serine/threonine-protein phosphatase 4 regulatory subunit 4. The transcript is spliced from 4 exons. Bases 1 to 2721 code for a protein of 906 amino acids. NCBI's taxonomy places the organism in Eukaryota, Metazoa, Nematoda, Chromadorea, Rhabditida, Strongyloididae. The record is from RefSeq and is a predicted model, not a curated record. Gene Ontology annotation, molecular function: protein phosphatase regulator activity. Gene Ontology annotation, cellular component: cytosol; protein serine/threonine phosphatase complex.